Molecule: messenger RNA, 3045 nt
Organism: Musca vetustissima
Lineage: Eukaryota; Metazoa; Arthropoda; Insecta; Diptera; Muscidae
Gene: Rpn2
Product: 26S proteasome non-ATPase regulatory subunit 1
Exons: 2
Coding region: 1-3045 (1014 amino acids)
Biological process (GO): regulation of protein catabolic process; proteasome-mediated ubiquitin-dependent protein catabolic process
Cellular component (GO): proteasome complex; nucleus; proteasome regulatory particle, base subcomplex
Molecular function (GO): enzyme regulator activity
Source: RefSeq, a predicted model, not a curated record
AUGAGUAUUACUUCUGCGGCUGGGAUAAUUUCCCUGCUCGACGAGCCGAUGCCGGAUUUGAAGGUUUUCGCCUUAAAAAAGCUGGACCAUAUCGUCGAUGAGUUUUGGCCGGAAAUAUCCGAGUCUAUUGAGAAGAUAGAAAUGCUGCACGAAGAUCGAUCUUUCCCAGAAAAUAAGUUAGCUGGAAUGGUGGCGUCAAAGGUCUUCUAUCACUUGGGGUCAUUUGAAGAUGCCCUCACUUAUGCUCUCGGUGCUGGCGAUUUAUUCGAUGUUAAUGCUAGAAACGAAUACACCGAAACUAUAAUUGCAAAAUGUAUAGAUUUUUAUAUUGCUCAGCGUGUUGCGUUUAUAGAAAAUCCCAAGGAAGCUAAACCUGUUGAUGUCCGGUUGGAGGCCAUUGUAAAUCGUAUGAUUCAACGGUGCUUGGACGACGGUCAAUUUCGCCAGGCAUUGGGCAUUGCUCUGGAAACCAGACGUAUGGAUAUAUUUGAGUCCGCUAUAAUGAAAUCGGACGAUGUUAGCGGUAUGCUGGCGUACGCUUACAAUGUCACCAUGUCAUUAAUUCAGAAUCGUGGCUUUCGUCACGAAGUUCUACGUUGUCUGGUUGGUCUUUAUCGCGAUUUGGGAGUUCCAGAUUAUGUCAAUAUGUGUCAAUGUUUAAUAUUUUUGGAGGAUCCGUUGGCCGUUGCAGAAGUAUUAGACAAGUUGACAAGGUCUUCGAAGGAAGCCAACAACUUAAUGGCGUAUCAAAUUGCCUUUGAUUUAUAUGAAUCCGCAACGCAGGAGUUCCUAGGAAAUGUUCUUCAAGCGCUUAAAGAAACAGCGCCCAUUCCUACCGCUCUGCCCAGCAUUUUCAAACCACAGGGCACGAACCCUUCAACCAAAACUGAGGAGGAAAAAUCUAAAGAUGAAUCCAAAAGCGAGGAAGCAGCUAUUUCCUUUUCAGAUCUUAAGACGGAACGCACUGUUGAUUCUCUAAAUGACUCGGAAAAAGCACAUCAGAAGAACAUUGAAAAGCUGAUUUCAAUACUUUCGGGAGAGGUGACAAUUGAUUUACAGUUACAAUUCCUCAUCCGUAGUAACCAUGCAGACCUGCAGAUUCUAAGAGCAACAAAGGAAGCUGUACGCGUAUCUAUAUGUCAUACAGCCACUGUAAUCGCCAAUGGUUUUAUGCAUGGGGGAACUACUUCAGAUCAAUUUUUGCGAGAUAACUUAGAUUGGUUAGCACGUGCUACUAAUUGGGCUAAGCUGACAGCCACAGCUUCGUUGGGAGUCAUACAUCGGGGCCAUGAAAAAGACUCGCUGGCCUUAAUGCAAAGCUAUCUGCCUAAGGAAGCCGGUCCUAGCUCGGGGUACUCAGAGGGUGGUGGACUUUAUGCAUUGGGGUUGAUCCAUGCGAACCAUGGUGCUAAUAUAAUAGACUAUUUGUUACAACAACUGAAGGAUGCUCAGAAUGAGAAUGUUCGUCAUGGCGGUUGUUUGGGUCUGGGUCUAGCUGCAAUGGGAACCCAUCGCCAAGACUUGUACGAACAAUUAAAGUUCAAUUUAUACCAAGAUGAUGCCGUUACUGGUGAAGCUGCUGGCAUUGCUAUGGGCAUGGUCAUGUUGGGAUCUAAAAAUCCACAAGCUAUUGAAGACAUGGUGUCGUACGCCCAGGAGACACAGCAUGAGAAAAUUCUACGUGGGCUAGCUGUGGGAAUUUCCCUAACAAUGUUUUCCCGACUAGAGGAAGCGGACCCCUUAAUCCUUUCUCUAUCCACUGAUAAGGACCCAGUCUUGCGGCGUUCAGGUAUGUAUACUAUAGCUAUGGCGUACAAUGGCACAGGCAGCAAUAAGGCCAUUCGAAAGUUGCUGCACGUUGCAGUUUCCGACGUAAAUGACGACGUCCGACGUGCUGCUGUCACCGCCAUUGGAUUUAUAUUGUUCCGUACCCCAGAACAAUGCCCAUCCGUGGUUAGCCUUUUAGCCGAAUCAUACAAUCCUCAUGUACGGUACGGAGCUGCUAUGGCUUUAGGCAUUGCUUGCGCUGGUACAGGCCUAAGGGAUGCUAUUGCAUUGUUGGAACCAAUGGCUCGUUUGGAUCCCGUAAACUUUGUGCGACAGGGCGCAUUAAUAGCGUCCGCAAUGAUACUUAUACAGCACACUGACAAUACAUGUCCUAAAACCACAUUCUUCCGCUCGUUGUACGACGAAGUAAUCUGUAACAAACAUGAAGAUGUUAUGGCCAAAUUUGGUGCUAUUCUGGCCCAGGGUAUUAUCGACGCUGGUGGUCGAAAUUGUACCAUAUCAUUGCAAUCUCGCACUGGUCAUACAAACUUGCAGGCAGUUGUUGGUACUUUGGUAUUUACACAGUACUGGUAUUGGUUUCCCUUGGCACAUGCCCUCUCAUUGGCGUUCACCCCAACAUGUGUCAUAGGCUUAAAUUCUGACCUCAAAAUGCCUCAAAUGAAAUUCAAAUCAGCUGCAAGGCCUUCUAUAUAUGCAUAUCCUGCUCCUUUGGAAGAAAAGAAAUCUGAGGAACGCGAGAAAGUUGCAACAGCUGUUCUGUCUAUUGCUGCUCGCCAGAAACGUCGUGAGACUGCCGAUAAAAAAGAAGAUGACAAGAUGGACGUGGAUCAAGAUGAAAACAAGGACUCCGCAUCCACGUCCAAAAAAGAAGAAGAUACAAAACCAGACGAGAAAAACAAAGUGGAUGAAAAGAAAAAAGCUGCCGAAACAUCUAAAAAAGAAGAUGAAAAAGAGAAAGACACGCCAUCUAACGAAAAGGAUAAAGACAAAAAAGAGGAUAAGGACAAAGAGCCCAAAUUCGAAAUCCUCGAAAAUCCUGCUCGUGUCAUGAGGCAGCAACUCAAAGUUUUGAGUGUUGCCGAAAAUCAGUCGUAUGUUCCCCUGAAAGAUGUAACCAUUGGCGGCAUUAUAGUGAUGCAACACACAGGAAAGGCGCAGGAACAAAAACUAGUCGAACCUGUUGCUGCAUACGGUCCAAAGAACGACGAUGUUAAGGAGCCCGAGCCACCAGAGCCCUUCGAAUACAUUGAAGAUUAA